GUUGGCAUUUCACCCGGACACACGCAUUCGCAGACUACACUAUUGGCAGGGUCGAGGAUUAGUUCCCUUUGCGAGUCCGUAGCGGACGGGUGAGACGCGGAAAGAUGUCGCCUACUCUUCUAGAAGCCAACAGUUUAUGGACAGAUUGGAGCGAUUGGUUUCCACCAAUGUGGCUGCUGUUGGUUGCUACCUUAGUUUUUUACUACUGGACGUGGAGUCAAUCAAGAGUUGUCCGUCUCAUCAACGCCAUACCCGGACCGAAAUCCCUGCCAAUCUUGGGCAAUAUUCUAGAUUUGGAUGUUUACAACGACAAUUUUUUGAAAAUGACGACAAUUGACUGGGUUCAAAAGUACGGACCAAUGUAUCGCGUCUGGCUGUGCACUCGACCUUUUAUAGCCCUUUCGUCUCCGGAACUAGUACAAAAAAUAUUAGCAAGCACUAAACUCAUCACGAAAUCACCCGAUUACUCAAAUUUCAGUAGUUGGCUUGGAAACUGCAUGUUCACAUCAACAGGUGUACAUUGGAAAAAUCGUCGUCGGCUGGUAACACCAGGAUUCCACUUUCAGAACCAUACCAGUUUCAUCGACAUAUUCAACGAAAAAAGUGCGGAAUGCGCUAGAGAAUUUGAAAGAACAAUCGACACUAACGGCGAUGUCGAGAUCGACGUUAACCCCUUCAUGGCCAAAUGCGCAUUAAACAUUAUCUGCGAAACCGCAAUGGGACAGCAAACAAGGAUCGAAGUGGAAAAGGCGAUUUACGUUAAUAACGUUCACAGAAUUUGUCAGAUUUUUGUGGAACGUGUUAGUCGACCUUGGCUAUCCAUCGACUGGAUUUACAAGUUCAGUUCAUUGGGCCGUGAAAGUCAAAAGUGUAUCAGCUCUCUCCAUGCCUUCACCAAUAAGGUGACACGAGAUCGACGUGAAAUGCUAAAAGAGGAAGAACAGCAUCGUGGUAAUGUGCAAAAUAAAGUAAUGGAUGUCGAAAAAGAAUCAAAGAGGAGAUUUGCUUUCGUGGAUGAACUUAUAAAAGCAUCAAACGAAGGGGCUGAUCUCAACGACAACGGAAUUCGAGAAGAAAUUGAUUUAAUCACGUUCGCGGGAUACGAUACAACAUCAGCGGCUAUGGUUUGGUUUCUUCAUCUCAUGGCAAAACAUCCAGAGCAUCAGCAACUGAUUUUGGACGAAUUAGAUGGGAUUUUUGGCGGUGAUGUAGAGCGCCCUUGCACAACUCAGGAUAUUGCUGAACUCAAAUACUUGGAAUGUUGUAUCAAAGAAGCUCUGAGGAUGUAUCCUAGCAUACCGUUCGUCAUGCGGAAUUUGACGGAAGAUGUGGAAAUAGAUGGACACACAUUGCCAGCCGGCGUAACGGUCGCAAUGGUAUUUUACGCAAUCCAUCACAAUCCCCUAAUUUAUCCGGAUCCGGAAGUUUUCAGGCCGGAACGUUUUUUCCCGGAGAACAGCGUUGGCCGACACCCAUACGCUUUUAUCCCGUUUAGCGCAGGACCACGUAAUUGCAUUGGUCAAAAAUACGCCAUGCUGGAACUCAAAGUAGUUUUUGCCAAUCUCUUACGCAAAGUGAAGUUUUCCGUUCCUGAUCCUACAAAACCUUUGUCCGACGCUCCCGAUUUAGGAUUCGUGUUAAAGCCCAAACAUGGUGUUCGACUCCAUUUAUCAAAACGAUUGAAUAAAGCAUAAACUAUCCCAUUCCAAUUUUAAAAAAUGUUUAAAGAAUUAUUUGUACAUUUCAAAGAAUUGUCCAUUACGUGAUAAACAGCACUGUCAGAAAUUGGUGGAAGGCAAGUAAUCAACUACGGUACAACAAACAAAUCA
Molecule: messenger RNA, 1829 nt
Organism: Daphnia pulicaria
Lineage: Eukaryota; Metazoa; Arthropoda; Branchiopoda; Diplostraca; Daphniidae
Product: cytochrome P450 4c3-like
Exons: 13
Coding region: 105-1694 (529 amino acids)
Molecular function (GO): monooxygenase activity; iron ion binding; heme binding
Source: RefSeq, a predicted model, not a curated record